UGUCAAUCAACACGCCGGAACUACGAUUAACAGGACCCUCUGUGGCGCAAAAAUGGAGGAUAACAUUAAAGAUCUCAGCCGACCUCAGAUGUAUUUAUUUGGUUGCUCAUUGAAAGCUGAUAAGAAAGAGCACAGAGUUGAGGUGGAUGAGGAUGAGGCUGAACAUCAGCUGUCACUCAAGGCGGUGUGUUUGGGAGCUGAGGCGGAGGAUAAGUUCCACACCGUGGAGAUGGAGGGAUUGACUUACGACGGUAAAACGUCCAAAAUCACUCUUGCUGUACUGAAGCCGUCCGUUCUGCCUUCUCUCAGUCUGGGAGGUUUCGAGGUCACCCCUCCUGUGUCCUUUCGCCUGCAGUCCGGAGGGGGGCCGGUCUACAUCAGCGGUCAACAUUUCGUCAGUGUAAAGGAAUCAGAUGAUGAGGAUGAGGAAGAGGAGGAGAAUAAUACAUCACCAGUCAAGAGACCCUCCAACAUGACCCUUGCAAAAGUGCCUCAGAAAAAGUUGAAAAUGGACUCCGAUGAAGACGAGGAUGAGGAUAGUGAUGAAGACGAUGACGAUGAUGAUGAUGAUGAUGAUGACGAUGACAAAGAGGUAAAGGCUGUUGGAAAGAGCCCCGUCAAAACCCCUCAAAAAUCCCCAGAGAAGAAGAAGAGUGCAGAUAAGCAGAACGGCUCUCCAGACAAGAAAGCUGGGACAUCAGAGAAGCCCCAAACACAGACACCACAGAAAGUAAAAGACAAGUCUGCAGCAGGGCCUUCUGGGAAGUCUCCCAGCACUCCCAGCCUCAGCGAGGUCAAAAGCAAACUUUCAUCAGCAGCUAAAGAGGGGAAGCCGCUUCCAAAGACGGAACAGAAGUUUGAGAACUACGCUAGAAGCUCUUUCAAGAUCUCUGAUAAACAAGUGAUCAAAGACCUUUGGAACUUUUUACAAUCACUAAAAAAGUAAUGGCUGCUCUGCGCUCCCCUUCCCGUCCCGUCCCGUCCCGGUGCAGCAGAAGUCUGGGCUGAGCCAGUAACGGCACUUCAGCUGUGCGAUCUGGCCUCUUCCCGUCUUAAAGCAAUCCGCCUGCUCUUCUUUCACUUUAAAGAUGGAUAGAGCAGAACGAACCCCAGCAAUGGCACAGAUAUCAUGCUUCAUGUUUUAUGUUUUUUUUUAAUUAUGGAUUUUUUUGUCAAGUCCACAGUGGUUUCUUAGAAGAACAGUUAAGGCAGUUAUAAUUUUAAAAGCAAACUAAGGGUGAAUCUCUCUAAAUCUUAGCAAGAACUUGUGCAGGUCAUAUUUCAUCUCAAAAUUCCAAAGGAAUCAUAUUUUGCAUUAAAUAAAUUAAGCCUGUUUUGGACUAAACAAAUGUUUUUCAUUUGACUUAAACCCAUUUCCCCCAGUUAUCAUAAUGCACAAAAAAAAAUAAAAGAUAAAAAAUGGGUGAAAAAUUUGAAGUAUUUCCACAUCAUGGAUUGACUUGUGUUAAAGAUUAUAAUUUAUGGUGAUUAAAACAUGGUAAUCAUGGUAAUUAAAAAAAAA
Molecule: messenger RNA, 1522 nt
Organism: Carassius auratus (goldfish)
Lineage: Eukaryota; Metazoa; Chordata; Actinopteri; Cypriniformes; Cyprinidae
Gene: npm1b
Product: nucleophosmin 1b
Exons: 11
Coding region: 53-946 (297 amino acids)
Biological process (GO): ribosomal large subunit biogenesis; ribosomal large subunit export from nucleus; regulation of centrosome duplication
Cellular component (GO): cytoplasm; ribonucleoprotein complex; nucleolus
Molecular function (GO): histone binding; RNA binding; chromatin binding
Source: RefSeq, a predicted model, not a curated record